Alexandromys fortis (reed vole) is the source of this 1176-nucleotide messenger RNA. It is a transcript of the gene Psma4, whose product is annotated as proteasome 20S subunit alpha 4. The coding region runs from base 140 to 925 and encodes 261 amino acids. The transcript is spliced from 9 exons. Lineage: Eukaryota; Metazoa; Chordata; Mammalia; Rodentia; Cricetidae. Gene Ontology annotation, cellular component: proteasome core complex, alpha-subunit complex; proteasome core complex; nucleus. The record is from RefSeq and is a predicted model, not a curated record. Gene Ontology annotation, biological process: ubiquitin-dependent protein catabolic process; proteasomal protein catabolic process.
GGCAGUUCUGCGCACGCUCGGGAGCCAUAUUCGCCGCGGAUGCUUGGCCAUCCGUGUUGGUUCUUCUCCAGCUGAGUAAAGCGGCGCCGAUCUGCACCCCUCACUGUCUUCCUCCGGAGUUACAUAAAGUUCAGAAGCCAUGUCUCGAAGAUAUGACUCCAGGACCACAAUAUUUUCUCCAGAAGGUCGGUUGUACCAGGUGGAGUAUGCCAUGGAAGCUAUCGGGCACGCGGGCACCUGUUUGGGGAUCUUAGCCAAUGAUGGAGUCCUGCUUGCCGCAGAGCGGCGCAACAUCCACAAGCUUCUGGACGAAGUCUUUUUUUCUGAAAAAAUCUACAAACUUAAUGAGGACAUGGCUUGCAGUGUGGCAGGCAUCACAUCUGAUGCUAACGUCCUGACUAAUGAACUAAGGCUCAUUGCCCAAAGGUAUUUAUUACAGUACCAGGAGCCAAUUCCGUGUGAGCAGUUGGUUACAGCACUGUGUGAUAUCAAACAGGCUUAUACACAGUUUGGAGGAAAGCGUCCCUUUGGUGUUUCUCUGCUGUACAUUGGCUGGGAUAAACACUAUGGCUUUCAGCUCUAUCAGAGUGACCCAAGUGGAAAUUACGGGGGAUGGAAAGCCACGUGUAUCGGGAACAACAGUGCUGCAGCCGUGUCAAUGUUGAAACAAGACUACAAAGAAGGAGAGAUGACUCUAAAGUCGGCACUUGCUCUCGCUAUCAAGGUGCUAAAUAAGACCAUGGAUGUUAGUAAACUGUCAGCUGAGAAAGUGGAGAUCGCCACACUAACAAGAGAGAAUGGAAAGACUGUGAUCAGAGUCCUCAAGCAGAAGGAAGUAGAACAGUUGAUCAAAAAACACGAGGAGGAAGAAGCUAAAGCUGAGCGGGAGAAGAAAGAAAAAGAACAGAAAGAAAAGGAUAAAUAAACAAAAUCACGGAUUUUAUAACUCCUUAGAGGCACCAAUUCAGUUAGGCGUGGUCCUGGCCUUCUACCCUGGAAAGGUUUUUUGUUAUUUUUUUCUUCUUUAACUUGCCCAUCGGGGAAAUAGGACAUUACAUACUGAAUUGGGUCCUUGUCGUAUCUGUCCAGUUGGAUCUUUAUUGUAAUGAUGGACAUCUUUAUAGACAUCUUAAUCUUAACACAUAAUUUUUUGGAAUAAAAUUUAGAAAGAUUGGU